Molecule: messenger RNA, 3596 nt
Organism: Saccostrea echinata
Lineage: Eukaryota; Metazoa; Mollusca; Bivalvia; Ostreida; Ostreidae
Product: alpha-mannosidase 2x-like
Exons: 21
Coding region: 21-3386 (1121 amino acids)
Biological process (GO): N-glycan processing; protein deglycosylation; mannose metabolic process
Cellular component (GO): Golgi membrane
Molecular function (GO): alpha-mannosidase activity; carbohydrate binding
Source: RefSeq, a predicted model, not a curated record
UUUCAGUGAGACCAUGAAUAAUGAAGAGAGCUUGGAGAAGAGAAACUCUAAAAAUUCUAGCAGUUUUGACUUUUGUGUACAUUUUUAUUAUGUUUUUGAUGCAAGUUCAGCUGCAUAUACAACAAGGAAAUGUUGAUUUUCUCAAUGAAGACCAGGAUCAUGUGAACAUUUUUAUUUUACCCAGACCUUACAAUUGUUACAGAGGGCCCAUGGUAUCAUAUGAUUCACAACAAACAGCUGACUUCCCUCUACAAGCUUCAAAUUCAAGGACCACAGAAAAUUGUAGCAUACCAUAUAACACUGCUGAUGUAGAGAUGGAGGCAUUAUGGCACACAUUGGAUGUAUCUUACCCCUUGGCUUUGUCUGUCAGUGGUUGGCUUGAUGUUAUUCGUGUACAUAUGUGGACCACGAAACGUCUUAAAGUCAUCAUUAUGCCCCACUCCCACCAGGAUCCAGGCUGGCUGAACACCUUUGACUUCUAUUUUGCCUCCAAUGCCAACAGGACCCUUAGCAUAAUAAUAGAUCAGCUCACAAGAAACAAUGAAUGGCGAUUUGUUUGGUCAGAAGUGUGCUGGUUGGAAAGAUGGUGGGAAAGUGCAACUCAAAAACAGAAAGAUGACAUAAAAAGGCUGAUAAUGAACGGUCAGUUUGAGAUCCUCUCUGGUGGCUGGGUCAUGUCAGAUGAAGCGGUGGUCCAUUACAGUGCCAUGUUAAAUCAACUGACUGAAGGUCAUCAGUGGCUUCUUACAAACAUUGGAACUCUACCAAAUAUCAGCUGGUCUGUUGAUCCAUUUGGACAUUCUCCAACCAUGGCUUAUUUACACAGAAGAAGUGGAAUCAAAGCAAUGGUGAUCCAAAGAAUUCAUUUUGGAAUCAAAAGAUAUUUGGCCAAAAAUCAGAUGUUAGAAUUCCAGUGGACGCAAUUAUGGGAUAGAGAUUCUUCUACAGAUAUAAUGACCCACGUUUUGCCUUUUCUUUCCUAUGCCAUUUCUCAUUCCUGUGGUCCAGAUUCACAUGUUUGCUGCAAGUUUGACUUUGGUCAGAAAAAGUGCUUUCAAGGCAGACAGAAAAUAUCAAGUCUUGAAAUUGAUGAUAGUAAUGUUAAGGAAAUGGCAUGGUUACUAUGGGAACAGUUUCAGAAGAAGGCUGAAUUAUUUCGUGAGAAUGUUCUCUUGGUGCCACAUGGAGAUGAUUUUAGAUACAGCAACCUGGAAGAAUGGGAACAACAGUUUGGAAACCUUCAGAAACUGAUGGCGUACAUAAAUGGCAAUUCUGAAAUGAAUACUCAGGUUAGAUUUGGGACCCUGUCCAAUUUUUUUGAGGAGCUUGGAAAGUCACAAACAAGACCCCCACCCUCCUUUAUGGGAGAUUUUUUCCCCUACUCUGACAGAAGAGAUCAAUACUGGACAGGCUUUUACACGACCCGGCCUUUUCUGAAAUAUGCGGCUCGAAGAAUUCAAAGCCUUCUGAGAUCUGUGGAAAUCUUGUAUGCUGCAUUAUUGGCAAAGACUAGGAAGGUCUCUGAGCAGUAUAAAACUGUGCUAAAACUGCUGCCAGAUCUAAGAAGAGGGAGACAAGAGUUAGCUUUAUUUCAGCAUCAUGAUGCUAUAACAGGAACUUCACGAUCAUCUGUGACCAGAAAUUAUAAAAACAGGUUGCAGCAUGCAUUCAACAAAUUGAAAACAUUAUUUGAGAAAGUUACAAUAUUUUACCUGGAUAGCGGUUUUGAGCUGGCACAAAAUUUUAAUGUGUCAAUGAUUGAUGAUUGGGACUCCAUUAUGACAAGCAAAUCACGACAAAAAAUCAUCUGCUUGUCAGAAAAAAGAGAAAUAGUAAUCUACAACCCUCUAGGACACAGAAGAAAGGAGCUCAUAUCACUGACUGUGGAUAGAGGUCAUGUCAAGGUCACCAAUAGCUCAACAUCCCUGGGGAUUCCCCACCAGAUCUCACCAGUCUGGGUGAAUGGAAGCUUCACGACAGAUUUUUAUGAAUUGUCAUUUGAAGUCAUCCUGCCAGCACUAUCCAUUUCCUUUAUAACUAUACAACAAGGGGAGGAAAAUCUGAAUGAUCAGACCAGACUAGUUCUUUUAAAAGAACCAAAAAACUUUUCCUUAGGUUCAAGGUUACCAGGAAUUGCUGUAGAAGUGGACAAAUCUCCAUAUAUCACCAUCAGCAAUACUUAUCUGACAGCCUACUUCUACACAUGCAAUGGGAGAUUACAGUAUAUAAAGCAGAAUUCUACUGGAUUUCUCUGGAGGUCAGAGGUCAAGUUUGUAACCUAUACUUCAGGAAAGGCAUGGUCUACACUGCUCAAGGACAAAGGAGGAGCAUACACUUUUGUCCCUGAUGGACCAGCAGAGACAUUCUCUGAACCAUUAGAGGCUUUAUUUCUCAUUGAUGGACCAUUGUUUUCAAGAGUUGUUACUGUUCAGGCCAGUGUGAUCCAAAGUUUUACGGUCCAUAAAACUUCUGGAUUGAUGAAAAGAGGGGUUUACAUAGAGAACUAUGCAAACAUUCAAAGCCUUGACAACACAGAGCUGAUGAUGCGAGUAGAAUCCGAUAUAGAAGGAUCGAAAAGUGAACUGUGCGUGGACCUAAAUGGUUUCCAGAUGCACAGAAAGGAGACAUUAACAAAGAGAGGUAUACAGGGGAACUUUUACCCCAUGACAACCAUGGCUUCUGUUGAAAAUGAAAGCAGCAAAUUAACUCUACUUACGACAUCCUCUAGAGGAGUGGCAAGUCUUUCACCAGGCUGGCUAGAGGUGGGAUUAGAUCGUAGAAUGCUACAGGACGACUGGCGAGGACUUGGCGAGGGAGUUACAGACAAUGUUCUCACCAGGAGCUCAUUUAUGCUGAUAUUUGAAAGAAAGUCAUCAAACAAGAUAUCUACAGCUUGUUUUCCAUCAUCUGUGGUCAGCCAGCUUUCUGAUGAACUAGAGAACCCCAGUAUUGUAGCACAAACAAAUUCUGUCUUCCAUGUCCAUCCACAACCACGCGUCUCAUUGAUCAAACAACCACACGUCUCAUUGAUCAAACAACCACAUGUCUCAUUGAUCAAACAGAGUCUUCCUUGUAACGUUCAUCUGAUCAACUUCAGAUACACAACCUCAAAUACAGAUGAUGAGAAAGAAAUAACCCAUUCCACAAAAGCUUCGUACUUGCUAGUGGUGCAUAAAAGGCAGUUUGAUUGCAACACAGCAUCAGAUAGCAAUAUUUGUACAAAUCCUGAGGUUUUUAGUUCAUGGGAUAUAUUUCUGGAUUGCUCAAUCAAAAAAGCAUGGGAGACAACUCUCACAGGAACUGUGAUAUUACAAGAAAUAAUGGAAUACCAGGAAGUCUCUUUUAAUCCAAUGGAAAUUAAAACUUUUAAGGUGCUCUGUCAUUAAUGUUUGAUUUCAUUUGCUUUUUAUACAUGUUUAAAUGCACAUGUGUAGUUACCAUUGAUUUUUUAAGUCACUUUUAUACAAAUUAUGCUAAAAUGGGGGAAAGGUGAACUUCAUUUUUGGAUUUUGAUCAAAUUGAAAAUUAUGACUAAAUGUCAUGUGUAUUGCUGUGCAAAGUAAAACUAUACAUAAAGGCCCUUUAAAACACUUAUC